This is a messenger RNA of Coniophora puteana RWD-64-598 SS2, 7146 nucleotides long. Its product is annotated as pre-mRNA-processing-splicing factor. Gene Ontology annotation, biological process: spliceosomal tri-snRNP complex assembly; mRNA splicing, via spliceosome. Gene Ontology annotation, cellular component: U5 snRNP; catalytic step 2 spliceosome. NCBI's taxonomy places the organism in Eukaryota, Fungi, Basidiomycota, Agaricomycetes, Boletales, Coniophoraceae. Gene Ontology annotation, molecular function: U5 snRNA binding; protein binding; U1 snRNA binding. The record is from RefSeq and is a predicted model, not a curated record. Bases 15 to 7085 code for a protein of 2356 amino acids. The transcript is spliced from 24 exons.
CGUCACUGUCGACGAUGAGCGCGCCCUACGUUCCUCCCCCUCCAGGCAUGCCGCCCCCGCCACCCGGGAUGCAGCCACCCCCGGGCAUGGGGGAAGCGUCAAGCUCGCGCAUUCGUCCAGAAGUACUUGCGCAGAAGUCGCAAAAGUGGGUGCAAAUGCAGAAGAAGCGCUAUGGCGAGAAGAGAAAAGGUGGAUAUGUGGAUAUGGGCAAACAGGACCUCCCCCCCGAACACGUCCGUAAAAUCAUAAAGGACCAUGGAGACAUGAGUAACCGAAAAUUCCGCAACGACAAGCGCGUCCACCUUGGUGCGCUCAAGUACGUACCACACGCCGUUAUGAAGCUCCUCGAGAACAUUCCCUACCCGUGGGAGCAAGUACGCGAGGUUCCUGUCCUGUACCACAUCACGGGCGCUAUCACGUUCGUCAACGAAAUUCCUCGUGUCAUUGAACCCGUAUAUCAUGCGCAGUGGAGUACAAUGUGGUUAGCCAUGCGGAGAGAAAAGCGAGAUCGUCGCCAUUUCAAGCGUAUGCGCUUCCCUCCCUUCGACGAUGAGGAGCCGCCGUUGGACUACGGUGACAACGUUUUGGACGUUGAACCCCUUGAGCCUAUCUCACUAGAUUUGGAUACGGAGGAGGACGAGGCCAUCAUUAAUUGGUUCUACGAUGCUAAGCCCUUGAUCGACACACCCUCUGUUAACGGCCCAUCGUACAAGUACUGGUCCCUUACUCUCCCUGUGAUGGCCAACCUUUACCGUUUGGGGCGCACCCUCCUCUCAGAUAGAUCAGACGACAACUCCAGCUAUCUCUUCGACAAGAAGUCGUUUUUCUCAGCCAAGGCACUGAACAUGGCUAUCCCCGGAGGCCCCAAGUUUGAGCCUCUGUAUCGUGACAUGGAUACUUUCGACGAGGACUGGAAUGAGUUCAAUGACAUCAACAAGGUCAUCAUCCGUCAACAGAUCCGGACGGAGUACAAGGUCGCCUUCCCCCACCUCUACAACUCUCUUCCGCGCUCCGUUCAUAUUUCCCCUUACCACACCCCGAAGAACGUUUACAUUCGUACCGACGAUCCAAAUCUCCCCGCCUUCUACUUUGACCCCCUCAUCAACCCCAUUUCUCUUCGUGGUGCCACUGCAAAGAACUUGCCCCUUAUUUCGCAUGAGGAUGCGAUUUUCGGGCCAAAUGGUGCAGAUGACAAUGAAUUCGAGCUUUCUGAAGAAGUACAGCCAUUCCUCGAUGACAAGCCUUUGGAGAACGAUCUGACGGCUGAUGGUAUCGCCCUUUGGUGGGCCCCCGAACCGUACAACCGUCGAUCUGGUCGCAUGAGACGCGCACAGGACAUUCCGUUGGUCAAGAACUGGUACCUUGAGCACUGCCCGCCUGGGCAGCCCGUCAAGGUCCGGGUGUCGUACCAGAAGCUCCUCAAGUGUUUCGUCUUGAACGAGUUGAAGACCCGUCCUGACAAGGCCAUGACGAAGAAGAACCUGUUCCGACAGCUGAAGGCUACGAAGUUUUUCCAGACGACGAAACUGGACUGGGUUGAGGCUGGCUUGCAAGUUUGCCGCCAAGGUUACAACAUGCUGAAUUUGCUGAUCCACCGCAAGAACCUGAACUACCUGCACUUGGACUACAAUAUGAAUUUGAAGCCCGUCAAGACCCUCACCACGAAAGAGCGCAAGAAGUCCCGCUUCGGAAAUGCUUUCCAUUUGUGCCGUGAGAUCCUGCGGUUGACGAAGCUUGUUGUCGAUGCACACGUUCAGUUCAGACUUGGGAAUGUGGACGCGUUCCAGCUUGCCGAUGCUUUGCAGUAUAUCUUCGCGCAUAUCGGUGCUCUCACGGGCAUGUACCGUUACAAGUACAAGCUCAUGCGUCAAGUCAGGAUGACCAAGGACCUCAAACACCUCAUUUACUACCGGUUUAACACAGGGCCGGUUGGCAAGGGCCCUGGUUGUGGUUUCUGGGCUCCAGGUUGGAGAGUGUGGCUGUUUUUCAUGAGGGGCAUUGUCCCUCUUCUAGAGAGAUGGCUCGGGAACUUGUUGGCUCGUCAAUUCGAAGGUCGUAAUAGCAAGGGUGUCGCCAAGACGGUGACGAAGCAGCGUGUCGAAUCACACUAUGACCUCGAGCUGCGCGCUGCAGUCAUGCAUGAUAUCCUUGACAUGAUGCCGGAGUCGAUUAAACAGAACAAGGCUAAGACAAUCCUGCAGCACUUGUCUGAGGCAUGGCGAUGCUGGAAGGCCAAUAUUCCUUGGAAGGUACCUGGCAUGCCAACUGCCAUUGAGAACAUCAUCUUGAGGUACAUCAAGAGCAAGGCUGACUGGUGGUGCUCUGUUGCCCAUUACAACCGUGAGCGUAUCCGUCGUGGUGCCACAGUUGACAAGGCUGUCGUCAAGAAGAAUCUUGGCCGUCUCACCCGGUUGUACUUGAAAGCUGAGCAAGAACGUCAACAUGGUUAUCUUAAGGAUGGUCCGUACAUCAGUGCCGAGGAGGCUGUAGCAGUCUACACGGCGACCGUCCACUGGCUUGAGAGCCGUAAAUUUGCUCCCAUUCCUUUCCCUCCUUUGUCGUACAAGCAUGACACGAAAUUGCUUGUUCUGGCACUGGAGAAGCUGAAGGAGGCUUACUCAGUGAAAGGUCGUCUCAACCAAUCACAGCGUGAGGAGUUGGCUUUGAUUGAACAAGCCUACGAUAAUCCACAUGAAUGUUUGUCGCGAAUCAAGCGUUUGCUGCUCACCCAGCGUGCCUUCAAAGAGGCUGGCAUUGAGUUCUUUGACACCUACGACAAGCUCAUUCCUUGCUACGAUAUUGAGCCUGUUGAGAAGAUCACUGACGCGUAUCUGGACCAAUUCUUGUUCUUUGAGGCGGACAAACGUGGGCUUUUCCCUGCAUGGAUUAAGCCAGCUGAUACCGAGCCUCCUCCCCUUCUUGUCUACAAGUGGUGCCAAGGCAUCAACAACUUAACGGACAUCUGGGAGACCAGCGAGGGGGAGUGCAACGUCAUGAUGGAGACAGUGUUCUCUAAAGUCUACGAGAAGAUAGAUCUCACGCUCCUCAAUCGUCUCUUGCGGUUAAUUCUCGACCACAAUUUAGCUGAUUAUAUCACUGCUAAGAACAACACUGUCUUGACGUACAAAGAUAUGGCACACACGAACGCGUUUGGUUUAAUUCGAGGCUUGCAGUUCUCGGCCUUCGUCUUCCAAUACUAUGGCCUCGUCCUUGAUCUUCUUGUUCUUGGUCUCAAACGAGCUAGUGAAAUGGCCGGCCCACCUCAGUCUCCUAACAACUUCUUGCAGUACCGGGACUCGGCGACUGAAACCCGCCAUCCUAUUCGCCUGUACUCGCGCUACGUCGACAGGUUGCAUAUCCUGUUCCGCUUCUCUGCCGACGAGGCGAGAGACCUCAUCCAACGGUACCUCAGCGCAAAUCCUGAUCCGACAAACAACAAUGUCAUUGGGUACAACAACAAACGCUGCUGGCCACGAGAUUGCAGAAUGCGUCUUAUCAAGCACGAUGUCAAUUUGGGACGUGCAGUGUUCUGGAAUGUCAAGCAGAGCUUACCAAGGUCACUUACCACGAUCGAGUGGGAAGACACUUUCGUGAGCGUCUACUCCAAAGAGAACCCUCAGCUCCUCUUCUCGAUGUGCGGUUUCGAGAUUCGAAUCUUGCCGAAGAUCCGCACUAUGGGUGGAGAGCAAUUCUCGUUGAAGGAUGCUGUUUGGAACUUGACGAACGAACAAACGAAGGAGCGGACCGCUCAGGCGUUCCUUCGUGUCUCCGAUGAAGGCGUGCAGCAGUUCAACAAUCGUAUCCGUCAAGUCUUGAUGAGUUCUGGGUCCACCACGUUCUCUAAGAUCGUGAAUAAGUGGAACACCGCCCUCAUUGGCUUGAUGACUUACUACCGUGAAGCCGUCAUCCACACGAACGAGUUGCUUGACUCCCUCGUCAAGGCUGAGAACAAGAUCCAGACUCGUGUCAAAAUCGGUCUCAACUCCAAGAUGCCGUCUCGUUUCCCUCCAGUCGUGUUCUACACUCCGAAGGAACUGGGUGGUCUCGGCAUGCUGUCCAUGGGCCACGUUCUCAUUCCUCAGAGUGACCUCCGUUGGUCGAAACAGACAGAUGUUGGAGUCACUCACUUCCGAGCAGGUAUGUCUCAUGAGGAGGACCAGCUCAUUCCCAACCUGUACCGCUACCUGCAGCCUUGGGAGGCGGAGUUCAUGGACUCUGCACGUGUAUGGUCCGAGUACUCCAUGAAGCGUAAGGAGGCUAACGCACAAAACCGGCGUUUGACGCUGGAGGAUCUCGAAGACAGCUGGGAUCGCGGCAUUCCUCGUAUCAACACGCUCUUCCAGAAGGAUAGGCAUACAUUGGCUUACGACCGUGGCUGGCGUGUCCGCACCGACUGGAAGCAGUACCAGUUGUUGAAACACAACCCAUUCUGGUGGACUUCUCAACGGCACGACGGAAAGUUGUGGCAGCUGAACAACUACCGUGUCGAUGUCAUCGCAGCACUUGGUGGUGUUGAAGGCAUUCUCGAGCACACUCUCUUCAAGGGUACAUACUUCCCCACUUGGGAGGGUCUGUUCUGGGAGAAAGCAUCUGGCUUCGAAGAGUCUAUGCGGUAUAAGAAGCUGACGAAUGCCCAACGUUCCGGUUUGAACCAGAUUCCCAACCGUCGCUUCACGCUCUGGUGGAGUCCUACGAUCAAUCGUGCCAAUGUCUACGUUGGUUUCCAAGUCCAGCUUGAUUUGACCGGUAUCUUCAUGCAUGGCAAAAUCCCGACCUUGAAGAUCAGUUUGAUCCAAAUAUUCCGUGCUCACUUGUGGCAGAAGAUACACGAAAGUGUUGUCAUGGACUUGUGUCAAGUCUUCGAUCAGGAGCUGGAACCACUUCAGAUUGAGACGGUACAGAAGGAGACGAUUCACCCUCGAAAGAGUUACAAGAUGAAUUCUUCCUGUGCGGAUAUCCUUCUUUUCUCUGCUUACAAGUGGAACAUCUCUCGCCCGUCCCUUGUCACCGACAACAAGGAUGUGCUUGACGGCACGACAAGCAACAAGUACUGGAUUGACGUUCAGCUCCGCUGGGGUGACUUCGACUCUCACGACAUUGAGCGUUACACCAGGGCCAAGUUCUUGGACUAUGUGUCGGACUCUAUGAGUAUAUACCCUUCACCAACUGGUGUCAUGAUUGGCAUGGACUUGGCUUACAACCUUUGGUCUGCCUACGGCAACUGGUUCCCUGGCAUGAAGCCCUUGAUUCAACAGGCGAUGUCUAAGGUUGUGAAGGCCAACCCAGCUUGCCACGUUUUACGCGAGCGUAUUCGCAAGGGUCUCCAGCUCUACUCAUCCGAACCGACGGAGCCAUACCUGAACAGUCAGAACUACUCGGAGCUCUUCUCUAACCAGAUCAUAUGGUUCGUCGAUGACACGAACGUCUACCGUGUUACCAUCCACAAGACGUUUGAAGGUAAUUUGACCACCAAGCCUAUCAAUGGCGCUAUUUUCAUCUUCAACCCUCGCUCGGGUCAACUUUUCCUGAAGAUCAUUCACACUAGUGUCUGGGCCGGCCAAAAGCGUCUCGGGCAGCUGGCGAAGUGGAAGACGGCUGAAGAGGUUGCCGCCCUGGUUCGGUCUCUGCCCGUUGAAGAACAGCCGAAGCAAGUUAUCGUGACGCGCAAGGGAAUGCUUGACCCUCUCGAGGUCCAUUUACUUGACUUCCCUAACAUCGUCAUCAAGGGAAGUGAGCUCCAGCUGCCAUUCCAGGCUUGCAUGAAGAUGGAGAAGUUUGGUGAUCUCAUCUUGCGUGCGACGCAACCCCAGAUGGUGCUAUUCAGCUUGUACGACGACUGGCUCAAGUCCAUCUCGAGUUAUACUGCAUUCUCUCGUCUUAUUCUGUUGCUCCGUGGUCUGCACGUCAACAAUGAGAAGGCCAAGAUCAUCCUGCAUCCUGACAAGUCGACAAUCACGGAGCCUCAUUUCGUCUGGCCUACUCUCAGCGACGAUGAGUGGAUCAAGGUUGAGGUUGCUAUGAAGGACCUUAUCUUAGCCGACUUCGGCAAGCGAAACAGCGUCAACAUUGCCUCGCUAACAGCGAGUGAAAUUCGUGACAUCAUCCUCGGUCAGGAGAUCGCAGCGCCUUCCGUACAGCGCCAACAGAUGGCUGAGUUAGAGAAGAGCACCGAGGCUCAAAGCCAGGUUACCGCAGUUCAGACUCAAACCACCAACGUGCACGGAGACACCAUCCAGACCGUUACGACUACGAACUAUGAGCAGCAAGUGUUCAGCAGCAAGUCAGAUUGGCGCGUUCGGGCCAUUUCGGCGAGCAAUCUCCCUCUGCGUCUGCAACACAUCUACGUUUCGAAUGAUGAUGUCAAGGACGAUGCGGCGUCCUAUACCUAUGUUCUUCCCAAGAACAUCCUUCGCGCCUUUGUCACUGCUGCUGAUCUUCGUACACAAGUUGCGGCGUUCUUGUACGGUGUGUCUCCUCCAGACAACAAGCAAGUCAAGGAAAUCAAGGCUGUCGCAUGGGCUCCUCAGCGUGGAAGCAACAAUAGCGUUGAGCUGCCAGCUCAGCUGCCCCGUGAUGACAUCCUCCUGAAGGAUCUUGAGCCCCUUGGAUGGAUCAAGACCCAAGCCCUGGAGCUCUCGCACCUGUCGCCGACAGAUGUAACGACUCAGGCGAAGUUGAUGGCAGACCACCCAGAAUGGGGCUCGUCUUCAAUCUGUAUCACGGCUUCGUUCACUCCAGGUUCCGUGUCGAUGUCCGCGCACUCGUUGACAGUUCCCGGUUUCGAAUGGGGUAGGAAGAACGUGGACAACUCUUCCAACCCACCGGGCUUCAACCCCAACAUGUCAGAGCGGGUGCAGCUGUUGCUCUCUGACCGUAUCUUGGGCAUGACGCUGGUACCAGAAGGCAAAGUCUGGAAUUACGGCAUCGGGCUCACUCAAAUGUGGUCUUCCAACCUGGCUUAUUCCAUGACGCUGGAUACGCCUAUUCUUUUCUGGGCCGAAGAACACCGGCCAGCUGCUUUCCUUUCAUUUGCCAGCAUGGAGCAGGGUGACGAUAGUGCCGAUGUUGAAAAUAGCUUUGCAUAAUGUAGUCUCACGCAUCUUUUAUGUUUGUUCGCACUGUACUGUAGUUUGCACGAUAUUAUUC